Molecule: messenger RNA, 1302 nt
Organism: Dothidotthia symphoricarpi CBS 119687
Lineage: Eukaryota; Fungi; Ascomycota; Dothideomycetes; Pleosporales; Dothidotthiaceae
Exons: 2
Coding region: 1-1302 (433 amino acids)
Biological process (GO): rRNA base methylation
Cellular component (GO): nucleus
Molecular function (GO): 23S rRNA (adenine(1618)-N(6))-methyltransferase activity
Source: RefSeq, a predicted model, not a curated record
AUGGACCUCACCCAACGCCCCCCUUACACCGCCAUCGACUUCAAAGCCCUCGCCAAAAAAGACGCGUCCUUCAAACAACUAUGGCAAAAGACAUCCGGCCACCUCGACUUCCACGACCCCACGACCGUCAAAACCCUCUCCAGCGCCAUCCUCAACGUCGACUUUAACCUCCAACUCUCCCUCCCAGACGACCGUCUCUGCCCCCCAAUCCCCAACCGCUGGAACUACGUCUCCUGGCUGCAAUCCCUCAUCGACUCCACCUCCCCCACCUACAGCACGACCUACGACCCCGCGAGAAAAGUAACCGGCCUCGACAUCGGCACCGGCGCCUCAGCAAUCUACACCAUGCUGUGCCUCCAAUCCCGUCCAAACUGGAGCAUGUGCGCCACCGACAUCGACAAGAAGAGCUUCGACUCCGCCGCCCGCAACCUCGCGCUCAACAGCCUCAUCACGCGCACCAGACUGCUGCAAACUACGCAGCUCAGCCCCCUGAUCCCCCUCGCGGCGCUGGGUGUCGAUCGGCUGGAUUUUACUAUCUGCAACCCCCCGUUCUUCGCCGAUGAGAAGGAUAUGCAGAGUAGUCUCAAGGGCGAGGGCAAGAUGUGGAAACCGAAUGCGGUAUGCACGGGCGCAGAUGUGGAGAUGAUGUGUGAGGGUGGGGAUCUGGGGUUCGUGACGCGCAUUGUGGAGGAGAGUUUGGUGUUGAGGGAGAGGGUGGGGUGGUAUAGUAGUAUGUUGUGCAAGUUGUCCAGCGCUAAGAGUAUUGUAGAGCUGUUGAAGAAACACGGCAUUACGAAUUGGGCUGUGGGUGUGGUAGACACCGGAUCCGCGACGAAACGCUGGGUUGUGGCGUGGAGUUUUGGGGACUGGAGACCAAGGAAUACAACCGCCCGCCUCGAAACAAUCGCAAACGACACCCUCCCCUUCCCAACAUCCUACUCCAUCCCCCUCCCCCCCACCCCACGCCCCUCUCUCACCGCCCUCCUCACCUCCCUCGCCGCCCUCGAUCUACGCUGGACAUGGGACGCCGCAACAGCAACUGGCAUCGGCGAAGCGCGGGGAAAUGUAUGGAGCCGCGCGUAUCGGCGGGGGUACGAGAGGCGGAAGAAAGAGGGGGUUGUUGAUAGUGAGAUGGGGGGUGAGGAUAGGGAUGGUAAGGAGGGCGAGGUGCAGAUUGUGUUUCGCAUCCGGGUUGUUGAGUUGGCGGGGGAGGUUGUUGUUGAGUGGGUGAGGGGGGGUGAUCGGGUGCUUUGGGAGAGUCUGUGUGGGAUGGUGCAUCGGGGGUUUAGGGUUGGUGGGUGA